Colletes gigas is the source of this 2058-nucleotide messenger RNA. RefSeq lists its product as uncharacterized. The record is from RefSeq and is a predicted model, not a curated record. Lineage: Eukaryota; Metazoa; Arthropoda; Insecta; Hymenoptera; Colletidae. The transcript has 10 exons. Bases 13 to 1608 code for a protein of 531 amino acids.
ACACAACGAAGCAUGAAGGAGAUGCCGGUGCAAACGGUGAGCAAAUGCGACCUGUGCAAUCGACAAUUGCAAAUUUUUUCGACGGCCGCGGACAUGCAAGCGAUAACGCAAUCAGCACCGUGCUCACCCUGUCCAGCCCUUGUACAGCUCAUUCGAGGAGUACCGUGUUGUCCAGGUUGCAGGUGCGUCGCGGGUAUAGUGCAAGUACCGCAGCAAAGCGAGCAGCAACAAACGCAGCGACAGGAUCAAGAGAAAAAACUGACCAAGGAUCAAAUGCAAUGGGUGCAACCGGACCAAAAAUCCUACGGAAUGUUGACGAGUGGACAACACGAGGACCCGAAAAUAGCGGGAAUGGCGGGAACCAUCACUAAACUUACGCUUGCAUCCUACUCCGUCGCGCCGAGCAAGAAAACCAACACGUCGAGUCAAACAGCUACCGACGAAGUCAACAUCACCACCCCCGACUCUACCGGAGGGAAGAAAGUGAGGCUGAGUACGCUUCAAAAGGAAAAACCGCGAGGAAAGAGGCCCGCCAAAAACCCCAACGAAAUGCUGAUACCGGAAAAAGAAAAAGCAGAAACGACGAACGACGUUGAAAAAGGGUCGACUAAACUUCCGUCGAAGAAACCGACGAACCCUUCUGCGCAAAAAUCAGUUAACCCCUCGACAAAGAAAGCAGCAGACUCUCAAAACAUCGUGGAAUCUACCGUAACAGAUUCAGCGCCUGUUCACGAAAACCCUGAAAUUCCUUCUCCGGUGCAGCAAAUUGCUCAAGUAAUAAAUCGCCUGGAAGCGAUCGAAAGCAGUAAAACGGAUAACAAACUGCUGGAAACGAAUGAUAUAUCAACACCCACGGUUGAUGAAACGGAUAAAAAUGGAGUGGAUGAGAAGUCUGAGGCUCUUCCUAAAAUAAACGCGAAGAAUGUGAGAAUGGAAAGUGACGUUGACGAUGCAACUGUCAACGAAAUCACUUUUAAGAGUAUUAAGAGUGACAAAGCCGACGAAUCGAUAAGAAAGCAAGAUGAUAGCACGAGGGUGGAACGAGGAACUCUGCCCGUGGCUAAACCUGACACAAGAACGCAAACAACUGACAUAGACGUUUCCUUGAUCAAACCUAAAAGAACUCGCCUCCUACGAAAGAAAAACAAAGUUGAGCCUGCCGAAUUAACACACGCUGAGACGGACAUUCAAACUUCGUAUUCUGACGAUUUAGAUGUUUUAUCUAUCGGUAAACAAGAAUCUGAGAGAUUGUUUGUAGGAGAAAAGCAAGCCUUAGGAAUCGAAAAAGACACAAAUAUUUGUCGAGCUUGCAGAAGACUACAGACUUACCCAACGUCGAACUCCUUCCGAUACUACAGUGUCUACAGAGACAAACGAGGAAGGGUGUACUGUGAACUUUGUGCCACCGCGAACACAAUUAAAGUAUUGUAUAAAGACGACGGGAGCGAGCAGAAGCGUUUGAGAUGCGUAGUGUGCAAGAACGUUGUACGCGCAAAAAGCAGCCAGGAAGAAACAACCGGUUUUCGGAGCAAGACUGACAACUGUCCCAAAUGUGGUCAAGUACAAACACGCGUGCAUUCAACCCUAGUAAAUCCAUCCAAAGUAUAGUUAUAGACCGAGCAUGGAACCGAUAUAAGGAAAAUUAGUAUUAACAAAAUAUGCACAGGUAGCAUUAGCGUGUACGUAUUAAGUUACUUUAAAAUUAUGUACAUUUUGAAAAGUAAUUCUAUUCUGCUAAGAAAAUGAUUUAACACUAAACCUACCGGCACUUUAUGUAUACCCAUUCCUACCAUGACCGGUCAAAUGAGUAUUUUUGCAUUAUAUGUAUAGAAAGUUGUGUUCAAUUAAAUAAACAAUUUAUGAUCGAGUGUUAUCAUACACUAGUCGUGUGAUCAGUAGGAAUUGCUGAAACUUCUUUGGGUAUGUAGCGUCAAAGUAAAUGUGAGAAUAAAUAUAGAAGAUAGCAAAAAUUAUGGUAGAUGAUAUGAUCAUUAAAUAGAGGAUGAAAUUACCUUUGAAAUGAGCGUUUGUGCGAGUCGAUAGCUUUAUUAGUUCCGG